AUGUCGGUAAGUCCAGCUCACCCUGGUGUCAUCUCACGACUCUUCCGCUCACUACCAGUGCUGCGCAGCCGGAAGAAGACCAAGUGUACCGCCGAGAGGCCCAUCUGCUCUUAUUGCCAACGUUUGCGAAUUCAAUGCUUUUACUUGCCGAGAGCACGCGCUGAUGGCAAAGGACGAAAGACCAAUAACGUGGGUUAUGUCGAUUAUCCUGUCAGCGCUGGGCCCUCGGCUUACCACCAGCUCGAGGCUUGCCAUGGCGACACUCUCUCCUCCAUCGUACGACCUGACGAGUCCCAGUUGUCAGGCAUCCCACCGCAGCAGGAUUACCCGCAGGAUGAUUUCCAGUCUGGGGUCGAAUCCCGGAAAUUCUCGACAUCAAGGCCCGAACCGACUCCAGAGGCGCUCAAGCACUUUGUCGACGUCUAUCGUACCAAGCUACACCUUCAGCCUUUGCCUCUAUUCAAUGUCCAAGGCCUUGAGGAACAGUUAGCAACCGGGCCGCAAUUUCUUCUAUGGAGCUUCAUGGCGCUCACGAUGAUGUUUUCUACUCAUCCAUUCUACGAGGGCCAAGAAUCAGCUGCAGUCGACUUCUACACUUGUACGGCAGAGGAAAGGAUUAAGAGCCUAGCUUCCGAAGGGGUUCUAAUACCAGAGCUCACAAAAUCCCUGUGUCUUAUUGCACUGAAGCAUCUCAAAACCCAACAGCUGGCGCGGGCCUGGAUGACUACCGGCACUGCUUCACGAUUGGAGGCUUUACGGAUCCUCUCCUGCGAUGCCACCUCUGCUUCUACGGACGACUCAAUUUCUAGAGCUCAUUGGAGUACCUUUAUGCUGGAACGGCUUUUCGUACCCUGGACAACCGACCUCUCUGGCCCCGGAGUUCCUGACUUUCCCGUCAGUGCCCCAACACCACCCCCGCCUUCAUUUGUCACCGUGAAUGCCACGCCAGGCCGGACACAAUCAGGAGAAGCCCCAACAAGGAACGUUCUCAGCAGUGAUCCUGGUAUCAUCGGAGUUCACUUGCGUCUAGUUGGCAUCUGGGGCAAGCUCAAGUUGUACUUGUUCCGCUUACGGCAGGGUGCGACCGAGAAGCCAUGGGCUCCAGAGUCAAUACAAUCACAGCUGAACAUUGAGCUACUCGAGCACGAGGCCCUGAUCGACUCGAAAUAUUUCCUUUGCAAAGCUUUUUUACCCAACCGAACGAUAGCGGAGGUGUCUCGACAUCGCGAGUACUGGGAUCCGUUCAUGGCGAGCCAGAUCAUUUGGCAUUCCAUUCACGCUAUCCUGAACCACCCUUUUAUCCAUUUGUUCUUAUUGAGGUCUCCCAAGGAGGUCCCACCGUCGUGUCUCUUUCUCCAGCAGAAGGUGGACAUGGCAUUAUUUCACACGGGCUGGCUGUUUCGGGUCCUUCAGUCGUUCAUGGACCUGAUGGACGUGGUUGAUCCAAUGGUCACUGAGUUCGUAGCUGCGGCCGCAACUGUACCGUGGCUGUUCCAGUUCUCGAAUGAUGCAAAGAUCGCCCAAAGGGCACGGGACGAUUUGCAGAAGUGCGAUACUUUUCUCAGUCAUGCAGCCGUCACUUGGCCCCAUUUCGCUCAAAAGCUCGGCACAUUGCGGCAAUUGCAGGCUCUAGCUGACGAGAACCGCAGACAACACUCGAAUGAUGGCACAACGAUCAGCUUUCAACCUGCCUGGCUAUGGGACCUCUUGGAUCCGAGGAUUUAUUCCUCCUUGACAGGCUCACCGCAUCCAAGUUCAGAGCUAGCCUCGCGCAAUCUUGACUCGAAGAUGUACCUCAAGAGCCACUUCGUCAUGCCCUUACAUGAGGAUCAGGACUCCGGCCAGGACAAUCAGCCAGCAAGUUCUGCCAUUGACGCCGUUGACUCUCUGUUCGCUAUGCCUGGGGACCUUGAGCUUUUCAACAUUGAGUCGCUAUCACAUGACUGUCUCCAAAACGGGCUCUGGGACCAAGGUUACUAG
Molecule: messenger RNA, 1980 nt
Organism: Fusarium falciforme
Lineage: Eukaryota; Fungi; Ascomycota; Sordariomycetes; Hypocreales; Nectriaceae
Product: Zn(2)-C6 fungal-type domain-containing protein
Exons: 5
Coding region: 1-1980 (659 amino acids)
Biological process (GO): regulation of DNA-templated transcription
Cellular component (GO): nucleus
Molecular function (GO): zinc ion binding; DNA-binding transcription factor activity, RNA polymerase II-specific
Source: RefSeq, a predicted model, not a curated record